Molecule: messenger RNA, 1317 nt
Organism: Peniophora sp. CBMAI 1063
Lineage: Eukaryota; Fungi; Basidiomycota; Agaricomycetes; Russulales; Peniophoraceae
Source: the annotation of a GenBank genome assembly
AUGAUACAGCUCACUCCAGAACAGCAAGCUCGUGUAAAGGAUGCUACUCGUCAAAUCUUACCUGAUUGCGUUUCCUUCCUGCAGCAGCUAGUUCGCAUUGACACUACCAAUCCGCCCGGCACGAACUAUCCCGAGUGCGCUCACCUUUUCGGCGAUACUAUUGCUGGAUUGGGCUACGACGUCGAGUACUACGAGGUUCCAACCGAUCGGCUUCCGAUCUUGGCUCCCGGAGGCCAGGGCUUACCUCGAGUCAACGUGCUUGGAAGGCAGGAGUUCGGCGGUGGCAACGUUAAGGUGCUGCACUUCAACGGUCACUACGAUGUCGCUCCCGCUGCGGAUCCGUCGGCUUGGACAACACCCCCAUUCGAUGCUGGGGUCACCGGCGAAGGAAACGAUAGGCGGCUGGUCGGCAGAGGUGCGAGCGAUAUGAAAGGCGGCAUUGCGGCGCAGGUCUUCGCUAUAGAGGCACUCAAGCGGGCCGGCUUGACGUUGAAGGGUACGGUCGAGCACUCUGCGGUCGUCGACGAGGAGACGACUGGGAACCGGAAUGCCGGCUUAGGCUAUCUCGUCGAGCUGGGGGUAAUCUCGAAUCAGAAGCAGACCGCUGUCGUUAUCACUGAGCCGCUCAACACGACCAAUGUCUGUCUCGGACACCGCGGCGCCGUAUGGGGCCGCUUCACUUUCCACGGCGUCGAGGCGCACAGCAGCACCCCUCAGCGCGGGAAGAAUGCGCUCGUCAUGGCUGCGCGGUUCAUCGCCAAGGCUGACGAGGUCAUCGGUGAGCUUCUGAAGGAUAGGAUCGAUCCGAACGUGAUACCUCCGGAGGCCCAAGCCGCUUCGUUGGCCUUCACCAUCUUCGACUGUGGGAGUGCGACGAAUGUCAUCCCCGCUCGUGCAACUGUCACCUUCGACCGACGCCUCAUCCCAUCGGAGUCAUUGGAUGCGGCGAGACAAGAGCUGUACGAUGUAUUGAAUGGCAUGUUUGAGGCCGACGAGUGGGACUACGAGGAGACGUACGCGACCGACGCGAUCUGGGUCGCGGAUGACACGGAGAUUGUCAAUAUGUGGAAACAGGCGGUCAAGGACGCGACUGGUGUCAACGCUGGGAUCGUAUCCUCCCCUGGAACCGAUGAUCAGCGCUUUGUCGUGCGCAACGCGAACUUGGAACAAUGCAUCGUAUACGGUCCAGGCAAUAUACGCAACGUGCAUAAUGUGAACGAGUCAAUUCUUCUUGAAGACUUGAGAACAGGGAUGGAGGUGAUGGCCUUGGGCGCGGCGAUGUAUCUUGGCUUUGAGGAUUCUCAGGUAGCGCAAUAG